AUGUCUAUAAACGUGUUUAUUGUUUAUAUUAAAUACAAUAUAAUAAAAACUGAUUCAACUCAACCACCCCUUAAACUAGAAAGGGGUCAAACAAUUGAUAAUUUUAAACAAAAAUGUUAUGAAUUAUGUCAACAAUAUUUGGGAGGUAUUUGGUUGGACACGACUAUCGAUGAAGUAGAGGUCCGACGACUAAGUGGUGGACUAACCAAUCAGUUAUAUUACUGUGCUAUAAAUAAAAAGACAGUUAAUACCUCUGAUGAUGAUAUACCGCAUGAAGUGGUCGUCCGAUUUUAUCAGGAGAAGCAUUUCAGUGAAAACGAACGGAUGUCCGAUACUGUAAUAGCGGUAUUAAUAUCGGGAAACAAUUUGGGACCCAAAUUGUACGGUAUAUUUCCUGGAGGACAGAUACAAAAAUAUUAUCAGCACAAAUGUUUUCGUGUAGAACAACAAAAAGAUCCAAAACUAGUCGAUGAAGUGGCCAAACGGUUGGCCAGAAUUCAUACAAUGGAUGUUAGUCAACAGUUUGACUUACCGGCGCUUAUCGAUGAGUGUCAGUGCGAAACACUCAAACAGUAUGACAUUAAACAAGAGUUGGAUUGGCUUAAAGGUGUGAUCAUUAAAUCAAAGUCUCCGAUUGUCUUCAAUCACGUGGACUUUCGCGGAUCUAAUAUAAUGAUCACCGAAAAUGAUGGUCUAAUACUUUGCGAUUUUGAGUACUCGGCGUACGGUUACCGUGGCUUUGAUUUUGGCACCAUUUAUGUUGAGUGGGGAAGAGAUAUGCACUUAGAUUAUUUCAGUGGCAUCACUCAGUUAGCAGCCGAUUCUGAUUUUAAGCCUUUUAUUAAAAGUUAUAUUCAAGAAAUGAGAUAA
Oppia nitens is the source of this 870-nucleotide messenger RNA. RefSeq names its product choline/ethanolamine kinase-like. Gene Ontology annotation, molecular function: ethanolamine kinase activity; choline kinase activity. Gene Ontology annotation, cellular component: cytoplasm. The transcript has 5 exons. The record is from RefSeq and is a predicted model, not a curated record. The coding region runs from base 1 to 870 and encodes 289 amino acids. Lineage: Eukaryota; Metazoa; Arthropoda; Arachnida; Sarcoptiformes; Oppiidae. Gene Ontology annotation, biological process: phosphatidylethanolamine biosynthetic process; CDP-choline pathway.